GUACGGCAGCCUCCUGAAAUUAAUUUAGUUCUGCGCCCUCAGGGUCUGACUGGUGAUAAUGAAGUCUAUGCCAAAGUUGAUCUGUGGGUCAAGUGUCCGAAUACUUACCCUGAUAGUGUUCCUGAAAUACAACUGAAAAAUUCAAAAGGCUUGUCAAAUGAGAAAAUAAGUGAAUUAAAAGCCAGACUAGCUGAACUGGCAAAACGGCGCUGUGGAGAGGUGAUGAUAUUUGAACUUGCUGACCAUGUACAGUCUUUUCUCAGUGAGAAUAAUAAACCACCUUCCAAGUCUUUUCAUGAAGAGAUGCUGAAAAAUCAUCAAAAAGAACGAGAGAGACUGGCUCAGGAGGAGUUGCGUAGGGCACAGGAAGUUAAGAGAAGAGAGGAGCAGGAGCAACGUGAAAUCCUUAAUGAGAUUCAGAGAAGAGAGGAAGAGAAAAGAGAAGAAAGGAAAAAGAAAGAGAUUGCCAAACAGGAACGUCUGGAAAUAGCUGCUCAGACAAGUCAAGAAAACUCUCACAGGAGAGAAGCUGCAACCUAUCGAGUUGCUCCCAGUUUAAACGGCAGCCGUUUGGAGCAUGGAGUGAACAAUAAACACCGACCAAAUUCGGCUGGACGUUCAAAACGAGAACGACACCUUUCUGUUGGUAAUAACAGAGAGUCCCCUGGAAAUUAUGAAGUUUUGAACUUCAGCACAAGUGGUGCUGGACAACUUACUGUCCAUAAAGGAAAAUGUCUUGGCAAGGAUGAGCAGCUUGGUAAAUCAGUGUACAAUGCCUUGGAAGUCCAGAGUGGAGAUUUUGUUUUACUAUAUGAGUGGGUCCUGCGCUGGCAAAAAAAGGCGGGAAAGUUUCUUACAAUGCAUGAAGUAGAGAAGAUUGUGAAGUGUAAGAAGCAGCUCCAGGGCGCAGAAACAGAGUUCAGCUCACUGACGAAGCUAAGUCACCCAAACAUAGUACAUUAUAAAUGUAUGAACCUUACAGAACGGGAUGAUUCAAUCGUGGUGGACAUUUUAGUGGAGCACAUAAGUGGCUCCAGCCUUUCUACAUACUUACACAAAGAGACUCCAGUUCCAGUUGAGCAGUUGCGCCAUUACGUGACCCAAAUCUUGUCAGCUCUCGACUACUUGCAUAAUAAUUCAGUAGUGCACAAAGUUCUUUGUGCUUCCAGUAUCCUGGUAGAUGCUGAAGGAAACAUCAAGGUGACAGACUACAGUAUUUCCAAGCGCUUAGCUGAUAUCUGUAAAGCAGAUGUUUUUGAGCAAACCAAAGUUCGUUUUAGUGAGGAUGGUCUUCCCAGCAAACCUGGAAAAAAAGGAGAUAUAUGGAGUCUGGGCUUGCUUCUGCUUUCACUCAGCCAGGGCCAAAUAACCAAGGAGUAUCCAGUUGCUGUUCCUACCAGUUUACCUGCUGACUUCCAAGACUUUCUGGAAAAAUGUGUUUGCUUGGAAGAUAAGGGAAGAUGGACUCCUCAACAGUUGUUGCAACAUAGCUUUAUAAACAUUCCACGAAUGAAAAUACCUACAGCUGAUGAAAAUCUAGAUGAUUCAGCAGGUAUAGAUUGCAUCGAGACAGUUGUGCCCAGCAGUCAGAUAUCCAGUGCCUCAUACUUCACAGAAACACAGAGACAAUUUUCACGCUACUACAAUGAGUUUGAAGAGCUAAAAUUACUUGGCAAGGGGGCUUUUGGAGCAGUCAUCAAGGUGAGAAACAAGCUGGAUGGUUGCUAUUAUGCUGUGAAAUGUAUCCGUGUAAACCCUGCCAGCAAGCAGUUUCGGAGGAUUAAGGGAGAGGUGACACUACUUUCCCGCCUGAACCAUGAGAACAUUGUGAGGUAUUACAAUGCCUGGAUAGAAAAACAUAAAAGUCCUAUUUCCACUUUGUCAUCUGAAAUAACUGAAGAGAAAAGAAUGCCCACCAAAGCUGGUCUCUUCAUCCCUGCUACUGAGGAGUCAGAUGAUGUGGAAGCUGAUGCUCCUCCUCCAGUUCUGACAAGUUCAGUUGAGUGGAGUACUUCGUGUGAGAGAUCCUCCAGCAACAAAUUCAGUGGAGCUGAUCAGGAGUCCAGUGAUGAUGAUGACGACGAUGGUGAUGGGGUGUUCUCGCAUUCAUUUUUGCCAACCACAGAUUCUGAAAGUGAAAUAAUUUUUGAUAAUGAGGAUGAAAACAGUAAUGGUCAUACUCCAGAUGAAGAAGGCAAUGAGAGGAAUGGCCAUGGAGGAGAAGACAGGACACCAGUCACUCAGACAGUGCAUUACCUGUACAUUCAGAUGGAGUAUUGUGAGAAGAGCACAUUAAGGGAUACUAUUGACCAAGGACUAUGUGAAGAUACCAGUCGGCUUUGGAGACUUUUCCGAGAAAUCUUAGAUGGCUUAGCUUACAUCCAUGAAAAGGGUGUGAUCCACAGAGACUUGAAACCUGUGAACAUUUUUUUAGAUUCAGAUGAUCAUGUCAAAAUUGGUGAUUUUGGUUUAGCUACAGAUCAUCCAGCAAAUGCAGUUGUCUCUAAACAAGAAGAAAAUACCUCAGAUAGUUCUGCUCUGUCUGACCCCUCAGGUAACUUGACAGGGAUGGUUGGCACUGCGCUCUAUGUCAGCCCGGAGGUCCAAGGAAGCACCAAGUCUACAUACAAUCAGAAAGUGGACCUGUUCAGUCUGGGUAUAAUAUUCUUUGAAAUGUCUUACCAUCCCAUGAGUACUGCCUCAGAAAGGAUCUUUGUUCUUGGUCAGUUAAGACUGCCUACUAUUGUAUUUCCUAAAGACUUUGAUGAAGUCAAGCAUGCAAAGCAGGUAAUUUUGAAGACAUUUUUGCUGAACCACGAUCCUGCAGCACGACCAACAGCUGUGGAGCUGUUGAAAAGUGAACAUCUUCCACCACCACAAAUGGAAGAGUCUGAGCUGCAUGAAGUGCUCCACCACACCCUGGCCAACGUGGAUGGCAAGGCCUACCGGACCAUGAUGACCCAGAUAUUCUCACAGCGUGUAUCUCCAGCUAUAGACUACACCUAUGACAGUGACAUACUGAAGGGUAGUUUUUCUAUUUGGUCAGCCAAGAUCCAGCAGCAUGUGUGUGAGACUGUCAGCCGGAUAUUUAAAAGACACGGAGCCAUCAAGCUGCAUACUCCACUGCUAAUGCCCAGAAAUAAGAAACUAUAUGAACAUAAUGAAGCUUCAUAUUUCAUGGAUCACAGUGGGAUGCUGGUGAUGCUUCCUUACGACCUCCGAAUUCCUUUUGCAAGAUUUGUGGCUAGAAAUAACAUAUCCAACUUGAAAAGAUACUGUAUAGAGCGAGUUUUCAGACCUCGGAAGUUAGACCGCUGUCAUCCCAAAGAACUCCUAGAAUGUGCAUUUGACAUCAUUACAUCUACUGGAAAUAGCUUUUUGCCUAUAGCAGAAACAAUUUAUGCCAUUUCAGAAAUCAUCCAAGAAUUUUCAGUGCUACAG
This is a messenger RNA of Merops nubicus (carmine bee-eater), 3441 nucleotides long. RefSeq names its product eukaryotic translation initiation factor 2-alpha kinase 4-like. Lineage: Eukaryota; Metazoa; Chordata; Aves; Coraciiformes; Meropidae. The annotation marks the transcript as partial. Gene Ontology annotation, biological process: protein phosphorylation. Gene Ontology annotation, molecular function: eukaryotic translation initiation factor 2alpha kinase activity; ATP binding; protein binding. Gene Ontology annotation, cellular component: cytosol. The transcript has 24 exons. The record is from RefSeq and is a predicted model, not a curated record.